Molecule: messenger RNA, 1677 nt
Organism: Caenorhabditis angaria
Lineage: Eukaryota; Metazoa; Nematoda; Chromadorea; Rhabditida; Rhabditidae
Source: the annotation of a GenBank genome assembly
AUGCAUAUUUUGGUGACCGGAGCUGCUGGUUUCAUUGGAAGUCAUACAGUUUUGGAACUUAUUGAAGCUGGAUAUACUGUACUUUGUAUUGAUAAUUUUUCGAAUGCGAUUGCUGGUGGGUUUUUUGUUGAAAAGUUCAGAAUUAGAUGUUUUCGUCACGAUUGAUUAUGUCACUCACUUUAAAAGUUUAUUCAAAUAAACAAACACACAUGACAGUAAAUUUGAUAAUAAAGAACAAUAAUAUCUCGAAGUGACUUUUGAGGGACAUUUUUGAGACGUACACAAUUUUCAUCAAACAAAAAUUCAGAGCAAAUUUGAAUUUUAAAUGAAAAGUCUGAAUGAAGUAAUUUCGAAAACUGAGAAUUCAGAAUUUUUAAUUCACAGAUAUUAGUUUCAUCGUAUUUCAAAUUUUUGGAUUAAGUAACCUUUCCAUAUCUCGGUCAGUCUCUGUUAUAAGAAAGUUUUGCCCUGAAAUUAUUUUUAAAAAAUGUAAAAUCAGCGUUUUUUUAAAUGGCUUGUGGAAAAUAUUUUUCCUUUAAUUUCAGGAGUUAUGAGCUUAUCAAUUUUUAAAUUCAAAAUAAAAUAAGUGUUAUAAAAAUCCCUAUAGUUUUUUUCUAACAAUAAAUCCUAUUAAUUUUCCAGAUCAAAAUGGAAAUGCUGUUUCACUGAAUCGUGUUAGUGAAUUGGUCGGAAAACCAAUUCCAUUCAGAAAUAUCGAUGUUUGCGAUGAAGCUGCUUUGGAAACUGUUUUCGUCGAUAACAAAUUCGAUGGUGUUAUUCAUUUGGCAGCAUUGAAAGCAGUUGGUGAAUCAGUUGCGAAACCACAAGAAUAUUAUUCGAAUAAUCUUGUCGCUAGUUUGAAUCUUAUCAAGGUUCGUUUUUUUUUCGGAAAAAAUAUAGAGAAAAUUUUGAAUCUCAAUGGAAUUUUCCAGAUGUGCUUGAAAUAUAAAGUGAAAAACUUUGUAUUCUCAUCGAGUGCUACAGUUUACGGACCACCGAGUGAAUUACCAAUCACUGAAAAUAGCCAAACUGGACAAGGUAUUACAAAUCCAUAUGGACAAACAAAAUAUAUGAUGGAACAGAUUUUGAUCGAUGUUGGAAAAGCCAAUCCAGUAGGUUUAUCAUAAAUAAAAAAUUUAUAUAAAUAUCAUUUUUCAGGACUGGAAUGUGAUUCUUCUUCGUUAUUUCAAUCCAGUUGGAGCUCAUAAAUCUGGUCGAAUUGGAGAAGAUCCAAAAGGAGUUCCAAACAAUCUUAUGCCAUAUGUCAGCCAAGUUGCAGUUGGAAAAUUGAAAGUUGUCACAAUUUAUGGUGAUAAAUUUGAUACAAUUGAUGGAACUGGAGUUCGUGAUUAUAUUCAUGUUGUUGAUUUGGCAAAAGGACAUGUAAAAGCGUUGGAUCGAGUAAAAGCUGCUGGAAAUGUUGGAACGGAAAUUUAUAAUUUGGGAACUGGAAUUGGUUAUUCGGUUCGACAAAUGGUUGAUGCGCUCGAGAAAGUUAGCGGAAAACAAAUUCCAACACAAAUGGGAGUUCCAAGACCAGGAGAUGUUGCAUCGGUUUAUUGUGAUCCAUCAUUGGCUCACGAAAAAUUGGGAUGGAAAGCUGAAUUUGGAUUGGAAGAUAUGUGCAGAGAUUUAUGGAAUUGGCAAACACAAAAUCCACAAGGAUUCUCUUCCUAA